Cyclocybe aegerita is the source of this 849-nucleotide messenger RNA. NCBI's taxonomy places the organism in Eukaryota, Fungi, Basidiomycota, Agaricomycetes, Agaricales, Hemipholiotaceae. The record is from the annotation of a GenBank genome assembly.
AUGUGCACGAAGGCGCUCGGUGUGCCACUCUUUCCGCUUGAGGCAAGUCUUGCUACCUCCCCUGCCCCUUGCCUCGUCGUUUCAUCUCUUAUUCUCUUUUUCCUUCAUUCAUGUUUUAUAAAAUUUCUCUUUAUCUUUAUUCCUGAACCCGGUUCGGCAACGCACUCCCUGCCGGUCUCCCUUUUUCUUCAUAUUCCUCGUCUCAUUUGCCCACUCGGGGCACUCGUAUCUCAUCCUCACCUCUCGUACUCGUCGUCUCUCGCCUCUCAGCCUCGUUUCGACUCGCCGCCUCAACCCGCAGUCACCUUGUCUUUCGAAUUCGCCGUCAUCGUCAUCCCAUUCCCACGCUUAGCGCCCUCGUUCGUAGUCCGUCUUCGAGUCGUACGAGCCCCCUGGUUAGAGCCGCACAGCCGUGGAACUCGUCCUCACACCUCAGAGCCGCUCGUUACGGUGUUUGGGCACAUCAACACAAUGGCACCACACGCUCUGGGAGGAGGCAUCUGGACCGCCAUGGAGGCUGCGGUGGUCGUGUCUGGGGUGAUGACCAUGGGGGCUGCGGUGGGCAUGACCGGCAUUUUCAUCUCUGGGAUAGGGGCCGCGGCGGGCGUGACUGGGGUGGUUACAGGACAGGGUUUGGAGGAUGGACUCGAUGCGAGUGGGUUGGGCAUGACAGGAGGAGGAGGUGCCUGCGCCAUGCAGGAGGCCGCACUUGCUGUGACUGUCACGACUAUCAGGGCGGCGGGUGCAGGAGUGACUGGAGCCUCCUGGCUCACGGUGUUUGGGUCUUCUGAUGAAGUGGAGCGAAAGGUUUCACAAACACCAGCAGCUGUGUUGAUUGCCUCAGAUUAG